AUGCCCAAAAUCAGAACACAACGCACAAAACCUCCCCCAGAGGGAUUCGAAGAUAUCGAGGAUGUCCUCGAAGACUACGAAAAGAAGAUGAGAGAUGCCGAAAGCGAGACGCACGAAGGCAAGCGUAACGUAGAAGGUGUUUGGCCGAUCAUGCGUUUAUCACACGCUCGCUCCCGAUACAUCUACGACCUCUACUACAAGCGCGAACUCAUAUCGCGAGAUCUCUACGACUGGCUUAUAAAGCAAGGCUAUGCCGAUGCUAAUCUGAUAGCAAAGUGGAAGAAGAAUGGGUACGAGAAGCUCUGCUGUGUGAGGUGUAUCCAGACGAAGGAUAUGAAUUUCCAGGGGUCUACUUGUAUUUGUAGAGUGCCCAAGGCGCAGCUGAAGAAGGACGUUGUGGUGGAAUGUCCUCAUUGUGGCUGUCGCGGUUGCGCUUCUUCAGACUAG
Cryptococcus wingfieldii CBS 7118 is the source of this 447-nucleotide messenger RNA. RefSeq names its product bud site selection protein 31. NCBI's taxonomy places the organism in Eukaryota, Fungi, Basidiomycota, Tremellomycetes, Tremellales, Cryptococcaceae. The record is from RefSeq and is a predicted model, not a curated record. The coding region runs from base 1 to 447 and encodes 148 amino acids. Gene Ontology annotation, biological process: mRNA splicing, via spliceosome. Gene Ontology annotation, cellular component: nucleus; spliceosomal complex. The transcript is spliced from 4 exons.